AGAGAUGCGAUGCAUUGCAGUGAGAGGUGUGUGGAAAUACAAUCGUAUUUCUCCAAAUGGUUAGUUUUAGGUCAGUCAACCUUCAACUACUCUUCAGUCGUUUCUUAUAGUGACCGCAAUAUUUCCUACAUUUUGAAUAGCGACACUAUCCGGUAUUCAUAAUCCCUGCUAGCUAACGUUAAUGCAAGUUUUGAACCCCACUUGGAUUGGGAAAACUUGUUUGUUAAUAACUCUUGUCACUGACACGAUGCUGAGGAAUCUUGUGAGAUUGCACAGUCGUGUGGGGCAUGCCCUCUCUCCCCCCAUUGUCUACCCAAGAAGUCAAGCUCUCAACCUGCCGCUCCCUCUACUCUCUGUGAACUCAAAAUAUUACUCCAUUAUCACAGAAAMAAAGAAAUUCUACAAGGAUGUCAGCAUAUCCCACGGAGAGGGUGGCAUGUUUGAGAUCAACCUGGACCAACGGAAAAUGAAGACACCAGGAGGAAAGCUGUUCACAGCCCCCAACGAAGCCUUAGCCAUUGCUGUGGCAAAUGAGUGGGAUACUCAGAAAGACACGCUCAAGRUCUACAGCAUGCAUAUGACCACUCUCUGCAACACAGCCCUCGAUAACCCUACAUUCCGCAGCAAGGACCAAAUAAUCACCGCUGCCCUGAAGUAUCUGGAGACUGACACAAUUUGUUACAGAGUUGAGGAGCCUCCAACUUUAGUGGAGCUUCAGAAUAAUGAAUGGGACCCUGUGCUGAACUGGAUUGAAGACAGGUACAACGUAGUCAUUGGCUCUUCUACCAAUAUACUGGGGCCAGAGAUCCCACAGGCAACGAUGGAUACUUUUCGCCAGCACCUGGGUUCCUAUAACUUCUGGUCCAUGACAGGACUGGAGUAUGUGAUCACCCAGCUGAAGUCUGUGGUGCUGGCAUUUGCAUUGAUUGACAAACACAUUACAGUGGAGCAGGCCGUGCUGCUGUCACGACUAGAGGAGGAGUUCCAGAUCGGGCAUUGGGGAAAUGUAGAGUGGGCUCAUGAUGUUGACCUGUAUGAGCUGAGAGCACGUACAGCAGCAGGGGCUCUGUUUGUACAUUUCUCCUCUGAGAGUUCAACGGUCAAACGCAAACUCAUGCAAGACUAAGGAGGCCCUUCGGUGCUUCCCUGAGUCAAACAUACAAGCUCAGACAGCACUCUAAGAGCAAAGACAACAAAGGCAGUGUACUGGCCUCUGACUGGGAAGAAAUCCCAACUCCUUAGGACUUGAAUUUAUCUCUGGUGUUGUCCUUGGCGGAACAAAAACACGUAUUUUAUCUGCACAGGUCCGUGACAUAAUCUGCCGUUUAUAAAACGUCCUGUGAUGAUUCAUUUCAGUAAAGAGGAACCGUCUCCUCUGCCACUCCUUCCCUAUAAAGUACAGCCAAGUAUGAUGAUCAUCUCUUCUACAUGUGUUUUGAAUCACUAACCAGGUUUCCAUCCAACCUUUUUAUGGGAGUAAAGUACAUGUGGGACAAAAAUAUCAUGGCAGGCUUGAUGGAAACAGAACAUUUGUCUGCAAACUUUACAAAUGUCGACAAAACACAAUAUGAUAGACAAGUUGGGCUCUUUUUGUAUCGGUCAAAUUAAUUACAUGAGAAACGUUGGUGGAAAUUAUUUUAAGUAUUGAUAUAUUAACCAUCAUAUCGAUGUAAACUUGGAGUCGGCUGAUAACAUGUGUGGUUCUCCCACUAUGACUAGUCUGGAAAGUAUUCACCGUUUGGGAACCACUGUAUUGGGCUACAGAUUAAAUAAAGUGUAAGGUGAUCAACUCAAUUGAUGCCCCUUUCCAAUAAAUAUAGAGGGUCUUAUUCUGGUGACAUGAUCAUCAUGCUUGGCUGCUGUUUGACACAAAAUAAUCUCGUUUGCUAGAGCGCACGUGCCAAUACCAGAGUGGGCACAGUCGCUAUAUAACACAUUGUUUUGUGAGAGACCCAUCAGUAGAGUUGAAAAUGCGAUUGAAACCCAUUUAACUUGUUUUUGUUAUUCGGUACAUGGGAAUUUAACGCAACGGGUAGGGAACCACAUCUCGGUGGGAAAAUGCGUAUUUUGUUCUUAUGCAGAUUUUUUAUAUAUUCCCAUGAAAAUCUGUCUCCAAUUGGAUGGAAACCUAGCUAGUACCUCAGUCAUCAGUGACUUUUUGGAACAUCGGAUGUUUUUAUGGAAACAGUAAGUGUUACCCUCUGUCUGUUUCAGCCCAGACUUCUCACCCACUCCCACUGUAUUUAUUAUGUGGUGACUAGCUUGUACAAAGUUUACUCUUUUGCUUCAGUAAAAAUUGAAUAAAUCUAUCAAUGGGUCAAA
Salvelinus sp. IW2-2015 is the source of this 2322-nucleotide messenger RNA. RefSeq names its product ATP synthase mitochondrial F1 complex assembly factor 2. Gene Ontology annotation, cellular component: mitochondrion. The record is from RefSeq and is a predicted model, not a curated record. Gene Ontology annotation, biological process: mitochondrial proton-transporting ATP synthase complex assembly. NCBI's taxonomy places the organism in Eukaryota, Metazoa, Chordata, Actinopteri, Salmoniformes, Salmonidae.